Messenger RNA from Drosophila ficusphila, 560 nucleotides. RefSeq lists its product as uncharacterized. The record is from RefSeq and is a predicted model, not a curated record. The transcript is spliced from 3 exons. Bases 139 to 492 code for a protein of 117 amino acids. Lineage: Eukaryota; Metazoa; Arthropoda; Insecta; Diptera; Drosophilidae.
AACCCGGGUAAACAGAGGGUAUUACCCCUUUUUUUUCUACCCACUUGUUGAUAUAUAAUAUAAGAGCACUACGAGGCAUACUCAGUCGUUGUUAGUCAGUGGAGGCACAAUUACAGCAAUUAAAAAAACACCUUAAUCAUGAAACUUGACUUGGAAUAUGUUCUUAAGACUCUUCUCAACACAGUGAGAAGGAAGAAAAAGGCCGAAGAGGAUAAAAAACGCAUAGUAAGGGUCGAAGAUGAGGAAGACAUUUCACAGUUUGAAGGAUUUACCGAAGGGAUCGUUGACUGGAUCUUUCGGAUAAUCAGCGACUUAACGGUUGCUGUAUUGGAGAAACUCUUUGAUUUUGUGAUGGUGGCCAUAUUAAAACUGGUCGAUGUCGGACAAAACGCGCUGGAGUGGUUCACAAAUGAGAUAAAAGUGCAAGCAGCCGCCCUGGAUGCACUUGUGGAGUAUCUCACAAAGUACUUGGGAUUCGCCAUUGAAUAUUAAUCACAAGAAAUUACGAUUAAUUAUCAAUUCAAUAAAUUGCUAUGUGGCUUUAAUCCAUACAAAAUCCA